This is a messenger RNA of Metopolophium dirhodum (rose-grain aphid), 4035 nucleotides long. RefSeq lists its product as uncharacterized. The transcript has 9 exons. NCBI's taxonomy places the organism in Eukaryota, Metazoa, Arthropoda, Insecta, Hemiptera, Aphididae. The record is from RefSeq and is a predicted model, not a curated record. Bases 75 to 3347 code for a protein of 1090 amino acids. Gene Ontology annotation, molecular function: heme binding; monooxygenase activity; iron ion binding.
CUUACGUUGUGUAUGCUACUUGUCAUUCUGUAUUGUGCGAAGUGUAGUGAACUACAAUAAUAUUAUAAACAAAAAUGUACACACUCAUACAAAAGGUAAUAGAUUUAAACGAAUUAGAUAUGUGGUAUUUAACUGUUAUUACUCAGAUAGCAAUAUUGGUAGUAAUAAUUAUGAUACUGCGAUUGAAAGGCAGAAGAAAACGAGUAUUGGCAAAUAAAAUACCCGGUCCCGGUGGUUCGAUUUUUAUUGGCAUGCUACCAUUAUUUCUACAAGGACCAGAAAAACUUAUCUUAAAUGGAUUAAAAGUGUACCAAAAGUAUGAUAAAUCUUUAUUUAAAGUAUGGGUCUUAAAUAAUCUAUACAUUGUGCUUACGCGACCUGAAGAUAUAGAAAUGGUCCUUACUAAUCCAAAAUUACAAAAGAAAUCUAAAGAAUACUUGGUUUUACAAGAAUCUAUUAUGGGUCAAGGAAUAUUUUCUAUCGAUGACAUAAAAAAAUGGAAGAGUAACAGGAAAAUGGUAUCUGGAGGCUUCAAUUUUACAAUUAUAAAAUCAUUUAUACCAAUAUUUUACGAAGAAUCUAAUGUCCUCAAUGACAUACUAAAACAAAAGUAUGAUUUGAAAUCGAAUGAGUGUGAUAUAAGUGUCCCUGUUAGCAUGGCUACAAUGGAAAUGAUUGGGAAGACUGCAUUAGGUGUAAAAUUUAAUGCUCAAAAUGGUGGUCGUCAUCGAUUUGUCGAAAAUUUACAAACAGCCAUGCACGCAUGGGAAUAUAGAAUUUCACAUCCGUGGUACUUGAGCAAAACAUUAUUCCAACUUUCAUCAGUCAAACAAAAACACGAUCAAAGUCAAAAAAUCAUAAACGAGUUCACGGACGAAAUAAUUAACAAAAAACUUGAUGAAUUGAACCAAAAUGCAAAUAAUAAAAAUAAAGUAGACACAGGUGACGAAGAUGUUUGUCGGAAAACAAAAACAGUUAUAGAAAUUUUAUUAGGAAACUAUCAUGAAAUGUCACAUGAGCAAAUACGAGAUGAACUUGUGACCAUUAUGAUUGGAGGACAAGAAACUACUGCUAUGGCCAAUGCAUGUGCAAUUCUUAUGUUAGCUCAUCAUCCAGAUGUACAGAACAAGGUGUUUGAGGAAUUGCAAUCAAUAUUUUCGACCGGCGAUCAUAAUAGACCACCAACAUAUGAAGAUUUACAACAAAUGGAAUAUCUAGAACGAGUGAUCAAAGAAACAUUACGAAUUUUCCCUCCUUUGCCAGUGUUUGGUAGAAGUUUAGAGGAGGAAAUGAAAAUUGGAGAAUAUUUGUGUCCAGCCGGUUCAACACUGAUGGUCAGUCCACUAUUUAUACAAUCGAGUGCCCAGUACUACACUGAUCCAGAGAAGUUUAACCCAGACAAUUUUUUGCCAGAUACGUGCCGCAGCCGACAUCCAUAUUCAUUCAUACCGUUCAGUGCGGGAUACAGGAAUUGUAUUGGGAUCAAAUAUGGCAUACUCCAAAUAAAAACCAUUAUAUCGACACUAGUGCGAAAAAAUACAUUUUUUCCGUCGGAAAGAUGUCCCACGCCUAAACACCUAAGAGUUAUGUUUUUAUCGACACUUAAAUUUGUCGACGGCUGUUACGUCAAAAUAGUACCAAGAACUUCAAUGGGUUUGGAACGUAAAAGAAAGUCGAUUAAUGCUGUUCAAAGCACUGAUAAAAAAAGAAAAAGCAUAAUAGAAAAAAAGUCUUCAUCAUCGUCUUCCUCUUCUUCUGAAGAUUCUGAUGAGCAGUCUGAUCAUGAUAAUGGAUUAAAUAAUGAAGUAAAAAAUGACAAUCCUGCUAUCAGCCGUUGGCCUCAAGAUGACAUUCAAAAGCUGUUAUCUAAAAUGGAGUUAGUACUUCCUAAGAAUGACAAUACAACAUUUCGAAGUCGAUUCACGAAACUAGACUGGGAUAAAAUUCAAUUUGAUAGUUAUAGUAAAGAAGAAUGUCAAUCUACUUGGUUAGCAAUUCAAGAUCAGCUCAGGACAUUUAAAACUAUAGGUGAUCUUAUUCAUGAUGCUAGAAAUUUAUUGGAAACUAAAGGCAUUGAUACAUAUCGUUCAAAAACAAAUCGGUUACAAAAACCUAGAACUGCAUAUAUGUUAUUUUACACUGAACAACUACAAAAAUACAAGAAAAAACAUCCAGAUUUAAAAUUGCCACAGUUGACACAAAUCAUUGCUGAAAAAUAUAAUAAAUUAUCUCCCGACAAAAAACAAACAUUUCUUGAUAGAGCACUAAAAUUAAAGAUUGAAUAUAUUGAAAUGGUCGAUAAAACAAAUGUAGGUUUCAAAUUUAAGGAUUCAAAUAAACCGAAAACUCCAUUUCAAAUUUUUAUGGAAUCAAAAUCAUCAGAUUUAGAUUCUGCUAAUGUUGAUAAAGCUGAUAUUCAAAACAAAUUAAAAGAAAAGUGGGAAGGUAUGUCAGAAAAGAAAAAAUCUAAAUGGAUUAAAUUGGCAAACGAACGAGAACAGACAUAUUUAACCAAUCUAAAAGAAGACCACAAAAAUGAUCCUGCUUUCACUAUGCCUACAAAAAGUGCAUUGACCAAAGGGGAUAGAAAUAUUUUGGAUUCUCAAUCAGGCAAACCAAAAAAACCUCCAGUUAAUAAUUAUGGUCUUUUCUCUAAAGAAAUGUUGCAAAGUGAUGCAUUAGCUGGUGUUCCUCCUAAAGAGAGAAUGACAGAGUUGGCAAAGAAAUGGAAAGCUUUUUCUGAUGAAGAGCGACAAAUUUAUUCAGAUAAGUUGAAAGUUAUAACUGAGCGAUAUAAAACUGAAUUUGAUGCAUACUUAAAAACACUACCAGAAGAUGAAAAACAAAUAGAAAUGUCUAAAAACAAAACAAAACCUAAGAAACCUGAACCAAAAGUUGUACCUAGGAUUAAUGCUAGAGAAGUAAUCUCAGAAAAACCCACAGAAAAGGCUAAGAAAAAAAAUACUUCAACAUAUAACGCAAAAACUAAAACAUUCAAAAAUGAACCAAGACAACUACCUUUUAAAAAUGCAUUUGAAUUAUACAGAAGUAAAUUAGAAGCAAAUGAUAAACAUCCAAUUACAAGUUUAGAAGAUUGGAAGAAGAAAAAAAAUGGACGAAAACAAACUUUGUUUGAAAAUGAACUUAAAACCCUAAAAAAAGAGUAUAUGAAAAGUUUGAAAGCAUUUUUAAAAUCUCUAUCUGAAGAAGAUUUGCAAUUGUAUUUAAAAUUGAGAAAACCUGAAUUUUUAACUGAAAAUAAUGAUUCUAGUGCAUCAGAGGAUGAAGAAGGCAAUUCUUCAUCUGAAGAAGAGGAGGACGAUGAUGAUAAUGAUGAUUCAGAGUAAAACAAAAACAUUUAUUUUCAUUUUUAUUUCAAUAUUAAUACCUCUUGUUUAAUUAUUUUUAGAUAUUAGUUACAUUGUAUAAGUUAAUUUUAUUCCCGUUUGACCCAUUUAAUUUGAAUUUUUGAUCGUUGUAACAAUUUUUUGCAUCUUUUUAGAUAUUUAUCCAUAUGCAUUAAAUGCAAUUGUGUUAAAUAGUAUACUUGCAAUUUAAUCAACAUUGAUUGUUACUUUUAUUUUUCUAAUUAAGUUAAAGCUUUUUUAUUAAAUAGUACUAAAUAAUUAUAAUAUUAUAUAACUUUUACUUUUGAAUUUAUGAUAUAUUUUGUUGGAUCAACUUUAUUGGGUUUUUAAGUAUAACUAUUUCUACAUGUUUUUUUUAUGUAUUCAUAAAAUAAAGUAAAAUUAAUAUAUUAUAAAUAGUUUGUAAAAAAAUAAAGGGUUCUAAUAAUACUAUUUUGUUCAAUAUAAUAAUUAUAUAAAUAUUAUAGUUGUAUCUUAUUCUUUUCCAUUCUUUUAAACAGAUUCAAAUACAUUUUGUAAUGGGAAUGUAGGAUAGUUUUAUAAUAAUUAGUAUUUACCAAUUGUUUGUAUUCAUCAAUGAAUCAAUGGAAAGUUAUAAUUAGACUAUUAGUUUGUGACUUAUGCUUAAGACAAAAUAAUGUUAUACUUGACAAACAAAUAUAUUUUU